This is a messenger RNA of Paramormyrops kingsleyae, 1530 nucleotides long. It is a transcript of the gene fam89b, whose product is annotated as family with sequence similarity 89 member B. The record is from RefSeq and is a predicted model, not a curated record. NCBI's taxonomy places the organism in Eukaryota, Metazoa, Chordata, Actinopteri, Osteoglossiformes, Mormyridae.
GGCGAAAGGGGCGAUGGGGGAGCGCAGACAAAGGGACGCACGGAGGGCAGCGAGCCCCAGAACUACAGCGCCGCUGAUGGAGCUGCUGGGACCGGCGGCGCUUCAGAGCUGCAGUUAGACAUCUGGGCACGGAAUAGCGGACAUCACGGCCGGAGUGAUGGACGGGAAGAUGAACGGACUGCAGCCCGCUUCUGCACCCGAGUGUCCGGUCGGGAGCGUCUGCUUCAUCGAGGGUCUGCCCCCGCUGCCGAAGGGCCUCAGCGGCAUCCUCAACUCCAGCGGCGGCUCCUGGAGGGACAUCGAGAAAGUCUACAGCAAGAAGACCCGCAUCCAGGCCGACAUUAGCAAGUCCCGGUUCAGCGACUCUCUCGGGCGUAGCAAACCGGCCAGCCUGGACGCGGCGCUCGCCGUGCUCCGUAAGGAAAUGGUGGGCCUCCGCCAGCUGGACAUGUCUCUGCUCUGUCAGCUCUGGUCUCUUUAUGAGUCUAUCCAGGAGUGCAAAGGAGUCUUUCAUGACUACUCAUCCUCCCUCCUCUCUGAGAGCUCCUUCACCACAGAGAACGGCUAUUCUGAGGAAGAAGAGGAGGAGGAGGAGAUAGAGGAGGACGAGGAACAUCAAGGACAGGGGGGCCCUCAGGCCCCAUCUACCACAUCUCUGCCGCUUCCACAGCCUGCUCAGAACUCCAGGGACCAGUGGAUCAAGGAGUCCUUUCACAUCCCCUUAUAAAGGCAGUGAGUCCUUCUCUCUGACUCACAUUCUACACACCCAUGGGAUUUAACACACUGAGCCCUCGACCCAUCUCACACUCUACAGAUUUAACAUGCUGAGCCCUCGACCUGUCUCACAUUCUACACACUCAUGGGAUAUAACACACUGAGCCCUCGACCUGUCUCACAUUUUACACACCAAUGGUAUUUAACACACCUUCUGUCACACCGAUGGAGUGUGAUGAUUGCAUUUUAAUGUCCACUUAAUGGCUCCCUUGUGAACCUCAGCGUAUCUUAGUUUUAAACGGUGCUAUUUUUUCUGCACUUCUCUGCAUUUAAAACAGUAACUAAAUGCUUACAGUCCUGCAGGGGUAUUCAGCACAUGUCUAUAUAUGGCAAUUACACAGUCUGCGAUUUUUUUAAACUUUGAGGCUUGAAUGUAAUUAUUAUCCUAUUUGAAAAUCUUGUAAAUAAAACUUUUUAAAAUAUUCAUUAUGCUUCUUUACCAAGCUAUAUAAUAUGUAACUGAAUAUUGUGAAUAAUUUACAAGCUCUGUUUGCAGUGAUUAUGAUUUUAAGAUACUAAAAUAUCUAAGAUACUACAUUUACUUUGCUGAUAGUACAAACGGGCUCUUAGAAUAUUAAGUGCUUUUUAUUAUUAAAAAGGCCAGUAUUUACAUAACAAAAUGCUGUUGUUGUUUCAUGAGCCUUACUGACACAAAGUAUCGACAGCACCUUUAAAUGAACUGCCUCAAUGGAUCAGCCUUAGCUGACAAAUCUCAGCGCCUUUGUUUUAUUAAAUAAGGCAUUGGUGUGAAUCGUA